UAUUGUUUGGAAAUUAAAUAACUCGACAAAUAUUUAAAAUAAAAUAAAAUAAAAUAUAUAUAUAUACACAAAUACAACUGUGGAUGUAAAGCAUUGGGCGUCAACGCCCCCUUUUCAGGUGCGUAUUUCCGGCGCUUGAUAACACGUCAUUUCCAUUUCGUGUCGCCGUGGCGGGAGAUUCAGUGUGAUCCAGUUUGUUUUUAUAGCUAUAUGUAUCUCUUUUAAGAAUUUAGUUUACGUUCUUACUGAACUUUAGUGAUUUUAAGAAUUAAAAAUACUACUAAUGAUGGAAGCAAAAGAAAACGGUUCUCUUCACGCGAGCGCAGAUGAAAAGAAGACGAACAGCGAGGUGCACGUGAAACAAAAUGGCCACCGUGAAGAAGCCGAGGCGAGAUUCUGCUUCACCCCGGAGCCGAGUCUGGAGGACAUCCGGCAGAUGCAGGCCGAGUUCACGGACCAGCGCGAUUGGAAUCAGUUCCACCAGCCGCGCAACCUGCUGCUCGCUCUGGUCGGGGAGGUGGGCGAGGUGUCCGAGCUGUUCCAGUGGCGCGGAGAAGUGGCGGAAGGGUUACCGGGCUGGAGCGAGGCCGAGCGCGAACACUUGGCCCAGGAGCUCAGCGACGUGCUCAUCUACCUGGUGGAGCUCGCCGAGAAGUGCCGCGUGGACCUGCCGCAAGCCGUGCUGCGCAAGAUGGCCCUCAACCGGCUCAAAUACCCGGCCAGCAAAGUGCACGGCUCGGCCAAGAAGUACACCGAGUAUCAGGACUGAAGCCACGGUGCACAUGUGACCAAACCCUGGUCCCAGAGAUAUCACCAGAGACUCCAGAAAGAUCACCAGCAUCUCCAACCAGGAUCUGUUGAUCUGAAUUAGAAAAAAGAAAUACAGCAGUGUUUUUGAUCGCUGCGCAGUACAUGACUCUCAGUCGUUCUUUGAGUUGCUCACUUUCUCCAGAAAUGAUACAAUUUUGUCAUCCAGCACCCAAGACAAGUACUGAAUCUUCCUGAUCUCCAUCUCUACAUCCAGGACCAGUACUGAACCUUCCUGAUCUACAUCUCUGCAUCCCGGACCAGUACUGAACCUUCCUGAUCUCCUUCUCUACAUCCUGGACCAGUACUGAACCAUCCUGAUCUACAUCCCGGACCAGUACUGAACCAUCCUGAUCUCUGUCUCUACAUCCAGGACCAGUAUUGAACCAUCCUGAUCUACAUCCAGGACCAGUACUGAACCUUCCUGAUCUCCAUCUCUACAUCCCGGACCAGUACUGAACCUUCCUGAUCUACAUCCAGGACCAGUACUGAACCUUCCUGAUCUACAUCCAGGACCAGUACUGAACCUUCCUGAUCUACAUCCAGGACCAGUACUGAACCAUCCUGAUCUACAUCCAGGACCAGUACUGAACCAUCCUGAUCUCCAUCUCUACAUCCAGGACCAGUACUGAACCUUUCUGAUCUCCAUCUGUACAUCCCGGACCAGUACUGAACCUUUCUGAUCUCCAUCUGUACAUCCCGGACCAGUACUGAACCUUCCUGAUCUCCAUCUCUACAUCCCGGACCAGUACUGAACCUUUCUGAUCUCCAUCUCUACAUCCAGGACCAGUACUGAACCUUUCUGAUCUCCAUCCAGGACCAGUACUGAACCAUCCUGAUCUACAUCCAGGACCAGUACUGAACCAUCCUGAUCUACAUCCCGGACCAGUACUGAACCUUCCUGAUCUCCAUCUCUGCAUCCCGGACCAGUACUGAACCAUCCUGAUCUCCGUCUCUACACCCAGGACCAGUACUGAACCAUCCUGAUCUACAUCCAGGACCAGUACUGAACCAUCCUGAUCUCCGUCUCUACAUCCAGGACCAGUACUGAACCAUCCUAUUCUCCAUCAACGAUCAAGAGAACCUUCUCUCCAGACUUGAUUGGAUUGACAGAACUUGCACUGAGCAAAUGCUUAGUGACACUAUCUGACACUAUUAGAUCAGAUUUAAUGUUACUAUUUAGAUCAGAUCGAUUGAUUAAAUAGGUCAUAUUUAAUCAGUUAAAAAAAGAUGGCUGAUUUUUGGGGUCUAAGUCCAGACUGCACUGGGUCACAUGAUCUGAUUUGGUUACUGGGUCAGUUCUGUAUGGACAAUUGUUCAUUUUUUUCCCCCAGAAACUUGUCAUUCUGUUAUUGUUAAUCGUUAAUGCUCUUACUUCACGUUUAUUUACAUUUUAUUCUGUAAAAGGAGUGUGUACGGUUUUUAUUACCACCAAAACUGCUCAGACAUAAGUGUGUGUGUGUGUGUGUGUGUGUGUGUGUGUGUGUAUAUAGAUAUUUUUUUAAAUUUAAAGUGACAUUGUGUUCUGCUCAUAAACACACACGUGUUAAGGUCUUCUGGAGUAAAUGCAGUGUAUUGUA
Molecule: messenger RNA, 2387 nt
Organism: Ictalurus punctatus (channel catfish)
Lineage: Eukaryota; Metazoa; Chordata; Actinopteri; Siluriformes; Ictaluridae
Gene: dctpp1
Product: dCTP pyrophosphatase 1
Exons: 1
Coding region: 284-769 (161 amino acids)
Biological process (GO): nucleoside triphosphate catabolic process
Molecular function (GO): nucleoside triphosphate diphosphatase activity
Source: RefSeq, a predicted model, not a curated record